AUGGAUAAAUCCAUUGUUAAGGGGUUGAGUGAUAAGCUCUAUGAAAAACGGAAGGCAACGGCUUUAGAUCUCGAAAAGCUUGUCAAACAAUGCUUAUUAGAGGGAGACUUCGCGCGUAUUGAUAAGAUUAUUGACGAAUUGUGCCGCGAUUAUGCCUAUGCUCUUCAUCAACCUAUGGCACGUAAUGCUGGUUUAAUGGGAUUGGCCGCUGCUGCUAUUGCUCUGGGCUCUACCGAAGUUGCAAAGUAUUUAGAUAGAAUCCUGCCUCCAGUAUUAGCAUGUUUUGGCGACCAAAAUGACCAAGUCAGAUUCUAUGCCUGUGAAAGUUUAUACAACAUUGCAAAAAUUGCGAAGGGAGAGAUUCUCGUCUAUUUUAAUGAGAUCUUUGACGUUCUAUGCAAGAUUAGUGCAGAUACUGAAACAUCUGUAAGAGGUGCUGCUGAACUUUUGGACAGGCUUAUUAAGGAUAUUGUUGCUGAGCGUGCCUCAAAUUAUGUGAGUGUAGUCAACAAUGAUCCGAAAGACCUACCGCCAGCGACUAAAAUGGACUCGGUUACUGGCGAAGUCAUUCAAGAGGAGUAUAAUCAAAAUCCAAAGCUUGCCUUUUCAUUAGCUAAGUUCAUUCCUUUACUCACAGAGCGGAUCUAUGCCAUAAAUCCUGAUACAAGAAUGUUUCUUGUCUCUUGGUUACAGGUUUUGGAGAAUAUUCCUGAUCUGGAGUUAAUCUCAUAUUUGCCUUCCUUUUUAGGUGGACUGUUUACAUUUCUUGGAGACUCUCAUAAGGAUGUGAGGAUAGUGACCCACUCCUUAAUUGAUUUAUUACUUCAUGAGGUUCAAAGAAUCUCUGAGAUUAAGUCCAUUGUUCAAGAAAGGGAAGAAGAGAAGGUCAAGAGGCUCAAUUCGACAGAGGAAACGCCAACAAAAAAGCCUAACGGCAAGCUCAUCAGCGAGCGCAAAAAGUCUCUACUGAGUGCUUUCGAACAGCUUUCGAUGGCAGAGGCUGCUAACGGUACAAAGCCAAAAGAUCUGAAAGACAUUUCUACCAAUGAGGAUUCAAAACCAAGUGAGCCAGAUUCUAUGAAUGCAGAAAAUGUCGGGAAUAUAAGUUCGAGUACCGUUGAAGAUCUUGAAAAUUCUGAUUUGCGUAACGGGGAAAUCUAUUAUCCAGGCCAAGAUAUACAUCUUGAUUUUCCCAAGAUAAUCGAUAUUCUCAUCAAUACGCUAAGUUCCUCGGAGGCAGAAAUUCAGCUUGUUGUUUUAAAAUGGAUUGAGACUAUUCUGGAAAUAUCUCCAAUUGAUUUUCUACCUUUUCUAUCGAAGAUACUGUCUUUAUUAUUGAAAAUUUUGAAUGAUGUUGAUCCCAGAGUAAGAGAACAAGCUCAAGCAGUAAAUCAAAAAUUAAUCGAUUUAACUGGAAAGUUUGACUACAAAGAAGGACCAGAUGCCAUAAACUACGGGCCCAUUGUCAAUACGCUCACUCUUCACUUUCUCGAUAGUAAUGUUGUUGCAAAAGUUGCUUGCCUUGAGUGGCUGAUCUUAAUUUAUCACAAGGUGCCUCAUCAAUUGUUAGAGCAUAGUGAUAGCACAUUUUUAACGCUGCUCAAAUCUCUUUCUGACAAGGACCAUCAGUUAAUUUCUAAGGCAUUACAGCUUUUAAGUGACUUGUGUAACAAUUCUAAUGAGGCCUACUUUAAAAAGUUUAUGAAAGACCUUUUAAGUUUAUUCAAGAAUGACAGCAAACUUCUGAAAACUCGAGCAAAUUAUAUUUUGAGACAAUUGUGCAUAAAGCUUUCACCAGAAAGGAUAUACAAAGACAUUUCAUCAAUUCUUGUGCUUGAUGAUGAUAUUACUUUUGUUCGGAUGAUGAUUCAAAUUUUGAGCACAAAUUUGAUUACUUGUAGCGAGCUAGAUUCCCUUCGCAAAAAGUUAAGGAGGGGCGAUGACUGGUCUUUUUUCUCUGCACUCUUCAAAUCCUGGUCGUAUAAUCCUACGUCCCUUGUUGCAAUGUGUCUUCUAUCGGAGAACUAUGAAUUGGCUUACUCAAUAUUACAAGUGUUCGUCGACUACCAGUUAUCCGUCAACGACCUACUACAGAUAGAUAUACUUGUCCAAUUUCUGGAAUCUCCGGUAUUCACACGACUGAGAUUACAGCUGCUGGAACAGGAAAAGUACCCCUUUCUGUACAAAUGCUUGUAUGGCAUAUUAAUGGUUUUACCUCAGUCUAAAGCUUUUCAAAUUUUGAACGUCAGACUCAACAGUGUAAGCAGGCUUGCUGCACAACAAAUUCCUUUCAGUAAAUCAUACUCUCUCGAUGGUAGCUCGCGUCAAAGUAGCAGGUCGACGUCAGAUUCUGAUCUAGCAGCAGCUAACGCAGUCCAGAGAAAGCAGCAGUAUGAAAGCUUGUUGCAGCAUUUUAGAGGUAUUUGUGAUCGUGAAUUAAAUGUUUCAAGACCGAACAACGUGUAUGAAUCACAGUUUCAGUUAUUGAACGAUGUGAUUACUCCACACGAUAAUUUCAGUAACAGCUCCACGCCUGUAAAAGAAGAAGAUAAAAUUGAUGACAGUGACAAUUCAUCCGUUAUAUAUCGUGGAAACUCGGCUGGAGGAUUUCGCCGUAAGAUAUCCGGUAAAUUCAAAGGCUUGAGCGGCAAUUGA
Lachancea fermentati is the source of this 2655-nucleotide messenger RNA. Lineage: Eukaryota; Fungi; Ascomycota; Saccharomycetes; Saccharomycetales; Saccharomycetaceae. The record is from the annotation of a GenBank genome assembly.